Penicillium canescens is the source of this 3219-nucleotide messenger RNA. RefSeq lists its product as uncharacterized. Bases 1 to 3219 code for a protein of 1072 amino acids. NCBI's taxonomy places the organism in Eukaryota, Fungi, Ascomycota, Eurotiomycetes, Eurotiales, Aspergillaceae. Gene Ontology annotation, molecular function: protein binding. The transcript has 2 exons. The record is from RefSeq and is a predicted model, not a curated record.
AUGAGAGUGUGGUCAAACAAGACAGCUCAACCAAAAGCCCCGAUAAUUACGGCUAUGAAUUCUAACCUAAUAUAUCUACAUCCCCGCGUACCACAGAAGAUUCGAUACCAGAGACAGGUGGGCCAAAGAUCCAAGAUGCACCCAAAAAGAAAAAAACAUGACCGAGCCAGCUCCUGGAUUUGGGAAGUUGGCGGUGCGAUAUUCAGCAUCAUCAGCAUCGCACUCUUAGUCGGAUUUCUGGUAUAUGUAGAUGGAAAGCUCUACAACGACUGGCAAUACUCGAUUUCCCCAAAUACAAUCACAUCCGUUAUUGCCACGAUUGCCAAAGCCGCCAUGCUCAUUCCAGUCUCGUCUUGCCUUAGCCAGCUGAAAUGGAAUGCUAGCCAAUCCCCUAUACCAAUGCCAUUAUACAACAUGGAGGUCUUAGAUCAAGCCAGCUGUGGGCCAUUUGGUGCUUUGGAGGUCUUCUGGGGAACGAAGCCAGGCCUAGCAACGGUAGGGGCACUGCUUAUGGUCAUGUCUGUCACGGUCGAUCCGUUUGCCCAGCAGAUUCUGUCUUUACCGUCGCGCAGAGUCCAGGCCCCGAAUGAAACGGCGUACACCCAAAGCUCACACGUAUACUGGCCUCGGUGGAAGCUAUCUAGUGAAGUCGAGCCGAAGAUGCAGCUGGCUAUUUUGGGUGGUGUCUCGCAGACAUACAGCCAUCUGGCACCUGUUUGUUCUACAGGGACCUGCGAAUAUGACGAUUUUGUUACACUCGGUGUCUGCACUGAGUGCGAGGACAUUACGGCUAAGACAAGUCAGAAUUGUGUUUCGGAAGCUCCAAGUCUCAGUGAUGGCUUCCCUAUUGCCGCCAAUUGCACAUAUACAUCACCCAGUGGAGCCAAAUUUGUACCCAGCACCCUCAGGAGUGGUUCCCUUAACAAAUCACAAUUUAGCGUGACGCGGCAACCAUGGACCUCUAUCCUCACAUCAACAUCACAUUGGGUUGGGCAGAGAACGAUCCGAUCGUGUCUUUCUUUGCAGCAAAUCAAGGUCUACCCAUGUAUCGGGGCGAGCCUAUCGUGUCAUUUCAUUUAUCCAUGUUCGCUGGCCAUGGAUAAUUCUCCCAGUUGCCUCCAUUAUGUUAUCAAACGUGCUUCUCGUGGUCACAGCUAUAUCGACGAGGCUACCCUGUCAUCCCUCUUGAAGACUUUCCUUGGAUCCCCCGAAGACAGCAGCAAUCAGUACAAGAAAUGGUAUGAGGUUAUUCAACAGGAAUUAGACAGGAUCACCAUUAUGAGCACCGACGCAGAAGACUUUAACCUCUACCUUGUGGCAGGUGGCUACGACGAAGAGGGCAAAGAUACAUGCGACUUCAACCAGGCAUCUCAUCCGGAAUGGAGCGAGUUCGAAAGCGAGCUAGGCCCGGCAAACAAGGCCAUUUUUGCGAUGUGUCAUCUCUCAUUUAGUGCCAUUCUGUCAGACUGGUGGCAGGAUGUCGUGUUUGAUGUCUCCCAGGUGAACGAAAGAGGCCACAAUCUUCUCACGCUUGCUGCACGGGCGGGCUGCACACCCAUUUGCAAGAUUCUGAUUGAUAAGGGAGCAGAGGUAAAUUUGCAGGUUGAGGGUCGAACAUAUGGCAGCGCUCUUGUUGCCGCCGCCCGCCGGGGGCACACUGAAACUGUCAGGUGCCUGGUCAAGGCAGGCGCCGAUGUGAACAUGUUUGUGCAGCAUGGCUUCCAUAAAACUGCUCUCAUCGCAGCACUGUUCGCUGGAAACUCUGAGACCGCCAAAUACCUGGUCCAAGAGGCACACGCGGAUGUGAACCAAACGUAUACCCCGGAAGAUGAAGAAGAUGAUGAAGAAGAUUUUGAGCCAAUCGUGCUCCUCACCCCAGUUGGCCUGGCAGCAAAGAUAAACAAUCUCGAGAUUCUUGAGCUUCUGGUAAAAUAUGGAGCCAACGUGAACGUGCCAGAGCAAUCCGGAAAUCCUCUUGCCGUCGCUAUCCGUUUCGGCAAUAGGCAGAGUGCAAAAUAUCUUAUUCAGAAGGCAAAGGCUGAUGUGAAGCUGCCAAUGGUUGAGUCGAGUUUCGUCACAAUCCUCGAACGAGCAGCAGCCGAUGACAGAAAUCUUGAAAUCGUCAAAUGCUUAAUAGAAGCAGGAGCCGAGGUUAACCCGGCAGAGUACGGCAGUCAGGGCACACCCCUCGGGGCAGCAGCAUAUGGAAACUACAAGAGCAAGGGAGGAAGCAUGAUUGAGAUUGUCAGAUACCUUGUUGAAGCCGGCGCGAAUAUCCACAAAGGGGAUGAUGAGAAAAGCCCCGUUUCACUGGCAGUAGCUGCUAGAGAUAUCAAAGUCCUGAGAUACCUUGUCGAAUCAGGCGCAGAGUUGGAUGUUCCAAAGGAAUACAAGAACGCAGUUGAAUACGGCAACUUCUCUGAGGGUAUUAGGUACCUGGUCCAGAAGGGUGCUGAUGUGAACAUGCGACUCUCGGGAAAUUAUGGUAGUGUUCUCGAAAAGACAUCAGCAGAGGACAGAACCCUUCAAGUCACCACGGCUCUGGUUGAAGCAGGAGCAGACGUGAACUUGAUCUCCGAAGGUGGGGAAUACGGAAGUCCUCUUGCGGCGGCCGUUGCGUCCUGGAUCGGUGCCGACAUGGACACAGUCAAAUACCUGAUCCAAAAGGGGGCAGACGUCAAUUUGUCGCUUCCGCAUGGGAGGUAUGGCAAUGCUCUCAUAGCAGCAGCGGCAAGGGGAUACAAUGUCGAGGCCGUCGAAUACCUGAUCAGAUCAGGUGCGGACGUGAAUGCAUCACCACAGCAUGGGGAGUACGGUAGUGCUCUCGUGGCUGCCGCUGCAUGUGAUGAAACCGUUGAUACUGUCAAGGCUUUGAUGGAAGCAGGAGCAGAUAUCAAACGUAUCUUUGAGAAAGGCGAGUAUGACUGUGUUCUUGCAGCAGCUGUGACCAACGUUCACACUCAGCUCGACAUCGUUGAGGCCGUCGUGGCCGCCGGAGCAGAUGUCAACCAACCAUUCAAGCGUGGCAAGUACGGUAGUGCUCUUGCUGCUGCUGCAUACCAAGGGAAUGUUGAGAUUGUGGAACUUUUGCUUAAAUCAGGUGCUGAUGUCAACAUGCAUCUUGAGAACGGGGACUACAGCACUGCCCUUGCAGCAGCAGAAGCUGGGGAAGAAGAAGAAACGGUGGCGAUACUCAAGAAGCAUGGUGCAACAGCUUGA